CAAGUUUGGGUUUCCUCCGGACGCGUCGUGUCACGUGGUCUGUCGGCUGGUUCCCAGGGCACGUGUUGGGCUGUUGGAAUUUGGCGGCUCGUCCUAGAUUGGGCGCUGUGCCUUUCCGGCAAACGGCGGGGCUCGAGUCAUUCUUCGCGCGCUCUCCAGGAACUCAGCGAUCCUGCCUCUGCCUCCCGAGUGCUGGGAUUAAAGGCGUGUGCCCCUUUCCUUCCGUAAAGGCCGGAGGGCCAGAACCCGCUACCAAGUGAAUUGGAGGCCAUCCUACACCUCCUAAGACUAGGCAACUCUGAACCAGUGCAGCAGCAGCAAACAUGGAUAGUGCCCUGUGGUCCUCUCAUGAGAAGAUGUUGGCACAGCCCCUCAAGGACAGUGAUGCCGAGGUUUACAACAUUAUUAAAAAAGAGAACAAUCGGCAAAGGAUUGUUGAGAAUUUUGCCAGCAGAGCUGUGUUGGAGGCCCUGGGAUCUUGCUUAAAUAAUAAAUACUCUGAGGGAUAUCCAGGCCAAAGGUAUUAUGGUGGGACCGAGUUCAUCGAUGAGCUGGAGACACUGUGUCAGAAGCGUGCAUUGCAGGCCUAUCAUCUGGAUCCUCGGUGCUGGGGCGUCAAUGUCCAGCCUUAUUCAGGCUCCCCUGCAAACUUCGCUGUAUAUUCUGCCCUGGUUGAGCCCCAUGGACGUAUCAUGGGCUUAGACCUGCCAGAUGGAGGUCAUUUGACUCAUGGCUUCAUGACAGACAAGAAGAAAAUCUCUGCUACAUCUAUCUUCUUUGAAUCUAUGCCUUAUAAGGUGUACCCAGACACUGGCUACAUUAACUAUGACCAGCUGGAGGAGAAUGCCAGCCUCUUUCACCCGAAGCUGAUCGUCGCAGGGACCAGCUGCUACUCUCGGAACCUGGACUACGCACGUCUGCGAAAGAUUGCUGAUGAUAAUGGGGCAUAUCUCAUGGCAGACAUGGCACACAUUAGUGGGCUGGUGGCAGCAGUUGUGAUACCCUCCCCUUUUAAAUACUGCCAUGUGGUGACCACCACAACCCACAAAACCCUGAGAGGCUGCCGUGCUGGUAUGAUAUUCUACAGAAAGGGUGUGCGCAGUGUGGACCCCAAGACUGGCAAAGAGAUUCAUUAUGAGCUGGAGUCACUCAUCAACUCUGCUGUGUUCCCAGGCUUACAGGGAGGCCCCCAUAACCAUGCCAUUGCUGGUGUUGCUGUGGCCCUGAAGCAAGCCAUGACUACAGAAUUCAAAAUCUACCAGCUCCAGGUGGUGGCCAACUGCAAGAUUCUGUCUGAGGCCCUCAAAGAGCUAGGCUACAAAAUAGUCACAGGUGGUUCUGAUAAUCACUUGAUCCUAGUGGAUCUCCGUUCUAAGGGUACCGAUGGUGGAAGGGCUGAGAAGGUACUAGAAGCCUGUUCUAUCGCCUGCAACAAGAAUACCUGCCCAGGUGACCGGAGUGCAUUGCGGCCCAGUGGACUUCGACUGGGGACCCCAGCAUUGACAUCCCGUGGACUUUUGGAAGAAGACUUCAAAAAAGUUGCACACUUUAUCCAUAGAGGGAUCGAGUUGACUCUGCAGAUCCAGGGUGACAUGGCUGUGAAGGCCACCCUGAAAGAGUUCAAGGAGAAAUUGACAGGUGAUGAGAAGUACCAGAGUGCUGUGAGGACUCUUCGCGAAGACGUGGAGAGUUUUGCUUCCAGCUUCUCCCUACCUGGCCUGCCUGAUGUCUGACAGCUAGCACAGCCAGCAGCUAGCACAGCCAGCAUCUACCACGAGGGUAGGACUGCUCCAGGACCAAAUGCCCUCUCGACUACCAAGCUGCCUGUAGCAGCACUGUGCUUUGGAGGUGUUUCUGACAGGCUGAUAUCAGUUCAAAAAUUCUGAAACUUCACUUCUCAGCAGCUUUAUAUAAUUAACUGUACUGGAAAAAAGUACUGUGUAGCCAUUUGAUCUCACUUAUUGAUUGCAGUAUGAGGCAGAGCUAUUAAAAAUUCCAGAAUCCUGGGCUGGAGAGAUGGCUCAGAGGUUAAGAGCACCAACUGCUCUUUCAGAGGUACUGAGUUCAAUUCCCAGCAACCACAGCCAUCCGUAAUGAGAUCUAGUGCCCUCUUCUGGUGUGCAGACAUAAUAAAUAAUAAAAUCUUAAAAAAAAAUAAAAAAUUCCAGAAUCCUUCUUUCUCCUUUUUCAGUGGGCCCUGUGGCAGGUACAUAAGCAAGAGUUAGUGUUGGGUGCUGGAAAGAUGGCUCAGCUGUUCUUCCAGAGGGACCCUGAUCUCCAGCACCCACAUUAUGGAUCCCAGUCAUCUGUAACUAUGGUUCCAGGGGAUCCAGCAAUUUGAAAUGUUAUAGAAGGGCUAGGGGUGUCACUUAGAGGUACAUAGGCAGUCUGUAUGAUGCCCUUGGUUCAUGCCUACGACACAAACAGCCUUGUAGAACUGGCUGUCUAUGGAAGUGCAAAUCUCUUUCUGGUUUGAGAAUCAGCAGAGGCCAAAGGUUUUGUGUUCUACUUUCCUGAGAUAACCAGCUCCUUCUUAUAAUUAGGAACCCACAUGCCACCUUCCCAAAGAGUCUUUAUUUCUCACAUUGCAAACCAUUGGUGACUUUUUAAUAUGCACAAUCAAAUUUUUACCCACAGAAUGUCUACAAGAAUUAUAGCUUUAAAAAAUACAACCAGUUUUUAUAUUUUAAAAAUAUCUGAACUCAAAUAAAUUAAUAUCUUAAAAAGUA
Messenger RNA from Cricetulus griseus (Chinese hamster), 2729 nucleotides. The record is from RefSeq and is a predicted model, not a curated record. NCBI's taxonomy places the organism in Eukaryota, Metazoa, Chordata, Mammalia, Rodentia, Cricetidae.